Lodderomyces orthopsilosis Co 90-125 is the source of this 1002-nucleotide messenger RNA. RefSeq lists its product as uncharacterized. The transcript has a single exon. The coding region runs from base 1 to 1002 and encodes 333 amino acids. The record is from RefSeq and is a predicted model, not a curated record. NCBI's taxonomy places the organism in Eukaryota, Fungi, Ascomycota, Pichiomycetes, Serinales, Debaryomycetaceae.
AUGAAACAAGUGUAUCAGUGUAGUGGCAUCACCCAGAGAAAAGAGCGUUGUAAACGAACUGUCAAGGUUGAAAAUGGUUUUUGUUCGUAUCACGUAUCCCAAGCUAGCACAUUAUCAAAACAUGAUCAACAUAGAAUACAACGAAUAGAAAAUUCACAUGGUGGACAAUUGAACAGUGGAGGUAAACCAUACAUGGGAAUAGAUGGGCGAUCCGUUUCACGUGAGCCAUACAUCAUACCUGGUCAAUUUGAUAGCUCUCAGUCAAAACGAGACGCGCCAUCAUCACAACAUAUGAGUACUAAAGCGUUUGGCCGGUUUAAUCGCGAUCCACAAUUAGUACAUACUAGAGUCAAAAACUAUGACACAUUUGUAGGCAACGAGCCCACCAAUGAUAAACCAAGAGGAAAAGGUUAUAUCUACAUCUACACCAUGCAAAAUUUCCUUAAACCUCCUAAAGAUUGGACUUUUAAAGUCAAAAACAUCCCCAACACGUCCACACGCAAUAAAGAUAAAUGGACCAAGUUUAAGAGUCGAAGCUCACCUUACAUCUUGAUCAAGAUUGGAAUGACUACUCAAUUACCAAAUGUUCGUAUCAAACAAUGGGAAAACAAAUGCAAACACGAACUUGUUAAUUUAGGUCCACAAAAUGAACAUUUGAUGAAACCUCAUUUACAUUGGUGGCAAAAGUUUUUGUGUUUGCGUAUUGAUGAUGAUGAUACGGAGAUGAAAUUGAGUCGAUUUAAAAAGGAUGGGUUUUAUUGUGAGGAAAACGUGAGUGUUGUCGAAAAUAGAAUUCAUCAACAAUUGAGGAAAAAGUAUGGUAAAGGUGAUGUUUACUGUAGUGGAUGCAUUCCGGAUGAUACUUUAACAAAGAACAAGGACAAAGAGAAGGUCCCUUUACAAAGUAAUUAUAAUGUGCACGUCGAGUGGUUCUUGAUUCCGAAACAAGACAUAAGAGAGGUAUACAGACUAAUUGAUCAAACAUGUAGAUCCAUAGGAUGA